AUGUCACAAUUCGAGAGGAGUUUGCAAUGUCCUAUUUGUAAAGAAUUUAUGGAUAAUCCAAAAUGUGUAAAAACAUGCAAUCACUUCUUUUGUGAUUUGUGUAUUUCUAGAGAAUUUUCAUUUAGAAACAAAUGUCCUGUCUGUAAAGAGGAAUAUUCAAAGAGUGAUAUCAUUAAAAUACCUUUUGUUUCGGAUAUGAUGGAUAUGUAUAUUAGAGCGAGGAAAGAUCUUAUGGAAAAAUUUGGAAAUCAUAGUCAGGAAAUAAGCCAAACGAGAGAAGAUCAAAAAUCAAUAAUCAGUGAAAGUCAAGAAUCGUUCGACUGGUCUGAACAACUUAAAAACAACAAACAUACUCACGAGCAAAUUCAAAAAAGCAAACUUCCACCACUUUGUUUUUCAUUAUUGAAAAACAAUCAACUCAAAGAAUAUUUGAAGAAAUAUUCAUUACCUCUCCAUGGCACCAGAGAACAAAUGAUUUGGAGAAUUAAGGAAUUCAUUCUACGAUAUAAUUCUAAUAUUGAUAGGACGAAUCCAUUACCCGAGGAAAAAAUAAUUAAUUCUAUAAUUAAGGAAGAAAAAGAACGAGAGCAGCUAAAGACAAAAACCGUAACUCCCAAUCUUGCAUUCUUCUCCAUUCCAAAGAGAAAGAGUGAUUCUACCACCAUUAACCUUGUGGAUUCUUCAUUCACAGACAGUUUUGAUGGAGGUCUGGAAGCUAUUAGUCCAAUUAAAAAGGAGGAAACAAAAGACAGUUCUAUUCACACAAUUAUUCUAUCGCCAGACGAUACCAAUAUUAUUAUUCUCACACCACCACCAAAAGAAGAGCCAAAGGAAGAAAAGUAUUCACCAUCGUUUGUUGACCAUUCCCCAAACAAGAACAAGAGAAAAAGCGAUGAUGACACACCAACAAAAUGGAAAAAAAGGUGUACUGUAAAAAUCAGAACACCACUCUCUAAACAAUCACAAUCCAAUAGUAGUUUGGAGUCGAAAUAA
This is a messenger RNA of Naegleria gruberi, 993 nucleotides long. RefSeq lists its product as uncharacterized. Gene Ontology annotation, cellular component: Rad6-Rad18 complex; nucleus. Bases 1 to 993 code for a protein of 330 amino acids. Gene Ontology annotation, molecular function: ubiquitin protein ligase activity; single-stranded DNA binding. The record is from RefSeq and is a predicted model, not a curated record. Gene Ontology annotation, biological process: protein monoubiquitination; DNA damage tolerance. Lineage: Eukaryota; Heterolobosea; Eutetramitea; Acrasida; Naegleriidae. The transcript has a single exon.